Leptonychotes weddellii (Weddell seal) is the source of this 1964-nucleotide messenger RNA. The record is from RefSeq and is a predicted model, not a curated record. NCBI's taxonomy places the organism in Eukaryota, Metazoa, Chordata, Mammalia, Carnivora, Phocidae.
GCAGUGAGUGGCUGGGAAUGAAUUUGUGCAGCAGGCUUCCUCCCCCCGUGGUGGCAUGUGAUGGGGUCCCUGUCCCAUCCCUUUAGGCUCAAAGGCUGACUUAGUGCCCGGGGCCAACCCUGCCCAGACGUGGGGCAGGGAGCGCCGUGGCCAGAGCCCCGUGGCCGGAGCCAUGGCCAGGGCAGAGGCCGUGCAGUGUUCUCAGUGGGCCCUGUCCCCCUGCCCUCCAGUGUGUGACGUCCUGCUGCCCAGCGCCCUGCAGCCCUGGUAUGCCGAGCAGCGCUUCACCCUGCCCCUGCUCUCCGCACUGGUCAUCCUGCCCCUGUCUGCCCCGCGGGAGAUCGGGUUCCAGAAAUACACGAGCAUCCUAGGCACCCUGGCCGCCUGCUACCUGGCUCUGGUCAUCGUGGUCCAGUACUACGUCGGGCCCCAAGGCCUCGUUCGUGAGACCCGCCCUGCAGUGAGAGCCACCUCCUGGACAUCCGUAUUUAGUGUUUUCCCGACCAUCUGCUUUGGAUUCCAGUGUCAUGAAGCUGCCGUGUCCAUCUACUGCAGUAUGCACAACCAGAGCCUCUCCCACUGGGCCCUGGUCUCCGUGCUGUCCCUGCUGGCCUGCUGCCUCAUCUACUCGCUGACCGGGGUUUAUGGCUUCCUGACCUUCGGGACAGACGUUUCUGCCGAUAUCCUGAUGUCCUACCCGGGCAACGACGUGGUCAUCAUCGUGGCCCGGGCUCUCUUCGGGGUCUCCAUCGUGACCGUCUACCCCAUCGCACUCUUCCUGGGGAGGUCCGUGAUGCAGGAUUUCUGGAGGAGGAGCUGCUGCUGGGCAGGUGGGCUCACGGCCCUGGCGGAGCCCUCAGGGCCGUGGGUCCGGGGGCUGCUGACCGUGCUGUGGGUAGCCGUGACGCUGGCCCUGGCCCUGUUCCUGCCCGACCUCAGCGAGAUCAUCGGCAUCAUCGGGGGCAUCAGUUCCUUCUUCAUCUUCAUCUUCCCAGGUCUGUGCCUCGUUCAUGCUGCCAGCGUCGAGCCCAUGGCUCCGAACGUCAAGUGCUGCUUGGAAGUGUGGGGAGUGGUCUCCGUGCUUGUGGGCACCUUCAUCUUCGGGCAGAGCACGGUGGCCACGGUCUUGGAACUCUUCUGAGCGGGAGGGGGUCGGCCCGGCCUCCACACGGCGCCGGUGUGGCUGCCCCCGUGUCCAGCUGCGACCCGUGUCCUUUCAUCAUAAAGAUGCUGCGGAAACGGAACCGUCCUGUCUUCUAAGGCUGCUCAUUUGGGCUUGUGCGGGUUCAGGGGGUUUCAGGUGCAGUGCUGAGGAGGGUGUAUUGGCGUCCUGGGGCUCCCCUAACAGAAGGCCACACGCUGGGGGGCUUCAAACACAGUCCCGGAGGGGGGGGUCUGAGAUUGAGGCGUGGCCAAGACCGUGCUCCCUCUGAAGGCUCUGGGCGAGGGCCCUCCCGCCGCCUCCAGCCCCUGGUGUUGCUGGCCACCCUUGGUAUUUCUUGGCCUGUAGACACACCCCUCCAGCUCAGCCUCCUGCCCCCACAUGGCUGGCUGCUCUGUGUGUCCGUCCAGAUUUCCCUCCUCUUACGAGGACACCAGUCAUUGGAUCAUGACCACCUUAGUCCAGGAUGACCUCCCCUUAACUGAGGGACUGCUAAGAUCCUCUUUUCAGAUGAGGUCACAGUCACAGGUUCCAGGAGGUGGGCCUUCAACUUAAUAUCUCCAGGGGAUACAGUUCAUACCACAAGCAGGGGCUGAGGCCCAGGGAGCUCUGCUUUGGCCCACACUCCGAUGGGAGGGCCCCAGGGAGAGCCCCCCAUUCCCUUCCGGCUGGACCUGAAGAGCCUGGGGGCCCAGUGGGCUGUUGGCUCUGUACUUUCUUCCCGACCCCAGCCAAUCCUGGGGUGAGGGGUGACACCUGCAGCUGAGGGUGAGGGGACCGGGGCUCGGCCCUGGGGCCAGGG